Molecule: messenger RNA, 5371 nt
Organism: Neurospora tetrasperma FGSC 2508
Lineage: Eukaryota; Fungi; Ascomycota; Sordariomycetes; Sordariales; Sordariaceae
Exons: 12
Coding region: 1-5193 (1730 amino acids)
Biological process (GO): proteolysis; mating projection tip cell wall disassembly
Molecular function (GO): glucan endo-1,3-alpha-glucosidase activity; serine-type endopeptidase activity
Source: RefSeq, a predicted model, not a curated record
AUGUGGCUCUUUACCCUUCUAGCCGUCCUGUUAGCAUGUGCCCAGGUACAGGCCAAGGCAGUAUUUGCUCAUUUCAUGGUGGAAAAUGCCAAAUCCUGGAGCGUGGACCAAUGGAAGGUCGAUAUGAGGCUGGCUCAAGCUGCCCACAUCGACGGGUUUGCUCUGAACAUUCGAGCUGAUGAUACCACUUCCGGCGUAUCUCUAUCCAGGGCCUUUGACGCGGCCGACGAAUUGGGGUUCAAGGUGAUUCUCUCGUUCGAUUACGCGGGCGGAGGCCCCUGGGGCGCCAACCUCGUAAGUUCCAUGAUCUUGCUCUAUUCCGGCUACGACUCGUAUUAUAUCGACAAACAAGGACGGCCUGUCGUGUCCACCUUUGAAGGGCCGGCUCAAGCUGGGACCUGGCAGUACAUCAUCAAGAAGACCAACGCUGCCUUUAUCCCCGACUGGUCGUCGCUCGGGGCUAAGGCGGCGCUCGAAGCUGCCCCUUGUGUCCCGGAAGGUCUCUUCAGCUGGGCGCCGUGGCCAUGGGGUAACACGGACGGCAACACGUACGUGGAUGCUUCGUACAUUGAGUUCAUGGAGACGGCCGAGAAGAACUGCGCCAUGGACAUGCAGUAUAUGAUGCCAGCUAGCCCUUGGUUUUACACCAAUCUCCCGGGCUACAAGAAAAAUUGGUUGUGGAGGGGCGACGACCUGUGGUUUGACCGCUGGGAGCAGAUCCGGUUCAUGAACCCCGACUACGUCGAGAUCAUCUCCUGGAACGACUUUGGCGAGUCCCACCACAUCGGUCCCUUGUACGUCGAGGUCGGGAAAGCGCCCUUCAACUACGCCUUGGACAUGCCCCACGACGGCUGGCGUGAGCUGCUGCCCUUCACCAUCGACCUCUACAAAACCGGCGUGGCCACGAUCGAACAGGAAAAGCUUGUGGCCUGGUACCGCGUAACCUCCAAGAACGCGGCGUGCAACGACGGAUGGACCACGGGCAACACAGCGAGCCAACUGCAGUUGGAGUUUACACCCCAGGACGUGGUACAGGACAAGAUCUUUUACUCGGCCCUCCUCGCCAGCAGCCAGCCCGUCACGGUCACCGUCGGCGGCGUCAACGUCGGCGCUACGUGGACGAAGACGCCCAGCGGCGGCGCCGGCAUCUACCACGGCAGCGUCGACUUUGGGAGCAACACAGGCGCUGUCGUCGUCACGGUCGGGUCCAUGACGGUCAACAAGCGGCCCAUUGCGGCAAACUGCGACGACACGAACGGAUACACGAACUGGAACGCCUUUGUAGCGAGCACCACGGGAGCGUCGGUGAGUGCCACGGUCAACUCGACGCAGUGGGUGUGUGUCGAGGGCACUGCGGCCGCUGGCUUCGACGAGCUCUGCGCCUUCACCUGCAAGUACGGAUACUGCCCCGUCGGCGCCUGCCUCUGCACCAAGAUGGGGCCCGGCAACAAGCUCCCCGGCCCCGAAACCCCUGGGUUCGGCACCGUGGGAUUCCCGGCCAAGGGCAGAACAGCCAGCUACGGCGGCCUGUGCAGCUUCGCCUGCAACUACGGCUACGGCUGCCCCAACGCCUACUGCGACACGGUCGAGCACGAGCUUGUCAUCCCCAGCGUGUCGCCCUUCACCCCGGACGCAUGUACCUCGGGCGUCGGCGAGGGCGGUCUCGGCGGCCUCUGUAGCUUCUCGUGCAACUUUGGCUUCUGCCCUAUCCACUCGUGUACUUGCACGUCGACGGGGGCCCUGCACGUCCCCCCUGGCGCGAGCGACACCAUCACCGGCAAGGCGGACCCAAGCGUCGACGAACGCACCUACGGGCCCCUCUGCGAGUUCGCCUGCAGCCGCGGCUACUGCCCCGAGGGCGCUUGCGUCCAGUCCGACGUCGACGACGGGAACCCAUACAAGAACGUCAAUCCCGCCUACAUUGGCCCCCAGGUCUACGAGACGCCGACGGCGGCCUGCGAGAGCCCUUGUGUCCUCGUCCUGCCCCCGAGUAAGCUCCCGGCCACCACGACGUUCCGCCUCCCGCCGUAUCCCACCUCGUUCCAGGUCGGGUCGACGACCACGACGGUCACGCUUUACCCCGCCGACAUCGUGACCGACCAGGUCUCCUUCUCCAACAUCAACAUCACUGGCGCUGUGACGGACGGAGCUGUCUUCCCCAUGUGUACGAGCUUGAAGCCCGACGCCAUUCCCGUCACUCUCAGCUACGUAUCCAACGCCAAGACGACGGUUACCGUGCGCCAGGUUGAGCUGCCGCCGUGGCCCCAAAUCACCCAAGGGCCGCCUGACCAGUGGACGUCAACGUGCGGCGGCUGGGUAACGGGCACCAUCACCAACACCCACAACGACACCGACGGCCCCAUCGCUUGGAUCCCCCCGCCCACCGCCACUACAACGACUCCACGGCCAACCUAUACUGGCAUCUUCCCGCCUGCUAUUGUUGAGCCUAUCGUCGACCCCAUAGACGCACAAUGCCACAACAACCGCUGCCUGCCCGAAGGAGACGACGACAACGAGCACAGCAACCAUGUGGUCAUCAAAGUGAAAUGCGACGAACUGUGGUUCUUCGUCUUCUGCAUCCACACCGAGCAUAUCCAGGUCUUUGGUUGGAAGUUCACGUUCCCCAAAGCCGUCAUUGGACCGGGUCCGCCGCCGGGACUUAGAGAGCUCCCAGAGAGUUGGAAAUUCAUCGACCUCCCCGAUUUCCCUCCCUGGCCCAAGAUCACUAUUGGACCGGACCUUACCUACCCGGACAAGCCUACCGACUGCGAUGACAACAAACGGGAGGUUCCUGUGGAGAUGUACACGAUAUCAUAUGGCCUCUCCGUAUCCAACGGCGCCACAGUAACAACGACAACCAAGACUAUUACCGAGACGGCCUACGAGACCGGCUGCCCCAUCCCGGAAUACACAACUACGGCCGCCUGCGGACACGGAAACGGCAAAUCCAAGCGACAGACGGCCCUUUCCAAAAUAUCCCUUCCGGUUGCGACUGCGGCACCGGCCACCGCCGGCCACUCCCCGGCUCUUGUUGCCCGUGACGAUGGCGAUGACGAGUGCGACAUGGACGAGAAGUGGAGCGCGGCGAUUUACUUCUUUGAGACAGCUAGCGAAGUCGACAUCUUGACUGUUGACCUUCAUAUCGAGCUAAGCGGCUUGGAAUACCAUCAUUUCAAGCACGACCGUCUCGGAACCAUCUUUAUUUAUGUCGAGGAUGCUCCAUUUCGCUUCUUGGUCGAUAUCGGCAAUAUGGAGGGGGUCGACCCAUGGUCUAUAGAAAAGUGGAAGAAGGAUGGUAUAGAACUACACACUAGAAGCUGGGGAGCUGGAUCGGGGCCGGUUUUCAAUGCGACCAAUCUGCGCAAGAGAACCUUUGACAACCCGUCCUAUGACCGUAUGGUCAGCUGGCACCGCUCGAUGGUCUCGAGCUACCCGGGUCAGGAAUGGAACCUCGACGGCGAAGCUUUUCACGAAGGCAAUUACAUGGUAUAUUACCAUGAUGGCAUCCUGGGCAGCGGGCAGUACCUUUACAACUUUGAUGAAGGCGUCAAUCCGGAUGAUGAUAUUAACCUCGACAACAUUGAGGAAUUUCAUUACGAACACAGUAUUAACAACGGGCUUGACAUGCAUAAUUACAUACACGGCACAGGUGUUGCUUAUUAUGCUGUCGGCCGGACUCUUGGGAUUGCUCCUGGGGCAACCUUUCUUGUUAUGGAAGAUCCGCUAACUAUGGACACGAAUAAGACGGGCUACCUUGAGAUCAAUCUGAUCCGCUUGCUGGGCAUGAUCAAUGACAUUGAGAGCAAAGGAAGGCAAGGGAAGUGCGUCAUAAACAUAUCAAUGGUUUGGGUUGUUCCGGAGGGUGCGACCGACAGGUGGCUGUCUCUAUUCAGAAUGAUGCUUCGCUACACGGAAACCAACCUCCAGUGCGUUGUGGUCAUCGCUUCCGGAAACGUGGAAGACAUUCAGCGUUAUGCAAACGCAGCAGUCCCGGCACGGUGGUCUCUCGACGGCAGUCUCCCCGACACGUUAGUGGUCGGAUUUGCCUCCAAUCAUGGCUAUCGUGCCCUGGGUAGUCUCCCGUGGAACAUUGAUGGACGGCUUGACGACUCAUCAAUGGUCUUCGCCCCCGGUUUGAUGUUGUGGAACAACACGGGAAUUUUUCCUGGUGGAAGUUCUUUUGCUGCCCCUAUGGUAGCAGCCCUGGUCGCAUAUCUCCGCGCGCUUCCCUCGCCUUUCGCCGAGGAUUUGAAAAAGACGGUGUUCGCAGUCAAGAUGGUAAAAUAUUUGACUCGCAAAGUCAAUGUGAUUGAUCAGCUCGAGGAUUAUUUCCCGGACCUUGAAGAGAUGGGAAAUCAUCGCAGAAUCAUCUGGAACGGCAACGUUGGGGUCGAGAACUGCCUCGUUGGCUACCGUUCUGGGUUCAAGUCUGACGAGGCUAAGGCCGUUUGCGAGGUGGUAAACGAGGGCUUACCCGAGCCAGGUAACACGGACAAUUGGACCCCUGAUACCAGAUACAUCGACAACAACUUUCCACUCAGAUCAGGCUCUAGCAACGGCGGCGCUGUAACCUGGCACUCGGGCGCGGUAUCACCAACCUGCACCGCCAACUGUGGCACACUGUGCACUGGCUAUUAUUGCGUACCCCAACCUACUGGUAGCCCGCCAGACUUCUCUGACCCCGUCAAUGAGGUCGUGACCAAAACAACCUCUACGACGGCCCAGGCCACAACAACCAAGGCCACAACGACCAUGGUCACCACAACCAAGGCUACGCCGACAGCCACCGUGCAGCCGCUUACGCAAGGUCCUAUUCACUGUCACGACGAAUCCGACCCUGAGUACGCCAAACACGAAGACGUCAAUCCCAAAACGCAGGACCAUUAUUCGCAGGUGUUUAUGGACGCUAAAUGGGACACGAUCGGACCGAACGAUGAGCCACGUGUGUUCCGUUAUGUCCAGUCCGAUAGCUUGACGUACGUCUAUCGCGCCGAAUGGGUCAAGGGGUGCGUUACGACGGUCGAGAAGCAGGACUUCCAUUACCCACUGGGCCAGUCGAGUUCCGAUGUCACAGCUUACACGCUCGUGAGACAGAAUUAUCUAUCUUGCAACAACCACGGUGUCGGUGGCUGGACACAGGUUGGCUGUGUCAAGUACGACUUUGCACCUAGCGUAUGGUCCACUGUGCCUUGAAAUCACGGUGUCAGUCCCGACUUGUGUAAGAGAGCCGCUAGAUAUAUACUCAUAGCGGGAGAAAAUAGCCAUGUAGCUGGCAUCUAAGCUAGAUAGAGAGGUUCCUGUACAAGAUAAAGCGUUUAGCCUUGAUACUUUCAUCUAGGGUAGACGGUUGAAAAAAGCAUUAAAUGGUUGA